Messenger RNA from Lodderomyces parapsilosis, 2748 nucleotides. RefSeq lists its product as uncharacterized. Lineage: Eukaryota; Fungi; Ascomycota; Pichiomycetes; Serinales; Debaryomycetaceae. Bases 1 to 2748 code for a protein of 915 amino acids. The record is from RefSeq and is a predicted model, not a curated record. The transcript has a single exon.
AUGAAAAAAUUGAAAAGUCAGGACACCACCAAAGACCGUCGUGACAGUGCCGCCAAGAAAGAUUCUGAACAUCUUGAUCCAUCACAGGGAAGACCACCUACGGAAUCACAAUCACAAAGCCAGCAUGUACAACAACCAACGAGACCAAGUGAGAGCCAUGCCCCAUCAACUUCUUCCUCUAUGCAAACAUUUGACGAUGUUUAUUCCCCGAAUCAACAGAAAACGGUGUCAACAUCAUCCUCGGAUAGCAAAUUGACACCAGAAUUCACAUCACCAACCAAAUCGUUGAAAACCUUUCUUUUCAAAAACAGACUUUCUUCAUAUUCAAUUGACAGUAUAAGUGAAGAGCCAGAAUUAGAACCGCAAGUUACCAAGGAACUGAAAUCAGCAACUAUUCAAUCUGCCAUACAGGAUUUGACUCCAACAAAAUCUCCGAGUCGACUUUUGAAUUUCAACCUUCGACCAAAGUUUAUUCGUUCCAGAUCAUCAGGAUUAUCUGAUACUGGCGCAAAUCCACCACUAACGCCCACCAAGUACACAUCUGCUGCUCGAAAAAGAGUAACAAUUGACGACUUUGCUGAUACCGAAUCCGAAGAGUCUGGGACAAGUAGUAACCAGGAAGCAGAAGGUGAUCCUGAGGAAAUUGAGUCUCCCAUUCUAUUUGACGAAACUUUUGAUGAAUCUGUCAAUUCAGUUUUACAAGAGUACCACAAUAGGGAUUCGGAUGUAAGAACAAAAAGUAUGUUUCUCGAAUCGGAUCUAAGACCGAAAAGUGGAGAGCUAUCAUUACAUGAAAGUGAGCAAUUAAAGUCCGAUAUUAUACGGCAAGGUUCCGUUAAAUCAAUUGGUACGAAAACUGGUCCAAGUAGCGACCGCCUACCUUCCGCCAAACAACAACUCUACAUUGAUGCUAAGGCUUCUCAAGAGCACUUUAAACAGGGAAACAUUAGGGUAGAUCAACAAUCACCAACGAUUUUCAAAAGAGUCUCAGCUCCUUCCGACGAAAGUAGUCCCAAAACACCAAGAUCAGACAGAGAUAGCUCAGGCAGUGCUGUGCUGUUGCGGUUCAGAGUCCAUGGUGAUCAAAUUGAACCAAUAAAGAGCAAAGCAAGGCAUACGAGUUCGGCCACAACAACUACCAAUGCUGAAACAAAUAGAUCCUCGUUGAGAGCAUCCAUCACCCUUAGUGAUGACAGUGAAGUUGAUGAUGGUGCAAAAUCAAAGUAUCCCGAGCCAACAAUUACACCAUUGGCUACCCCAAGAGUAAAUUAUUCUGACAAUAGGCACAGUUCGUCGACAGAGUAUACCAACAGAAGUUCGAUCAAUGAUAGCGCAAUAGCCGGUCUGUUGCCUAACACAUCAUCGAGUGGUGGUGGAGGUGGCAGUGGGGGUCGUCACCUGUCCCCACAAGUUCACCCUUCGGUCCUUCGACACUCACUUGCGGAUGAUAGCAUUUCCAUCAGUGGCGAUGAGUAUCAUUUCGACGAGGAAACAAUUGCCAACAAGACUAAUGUGCUUAAUUUCAGCAAUACGCAUACAUUUGAUGAAACCAUGUUGAAGAGUGAGGAUACAAAACAUUCUAGUGUGGCUCGAUCAUCCAUGUCUUCAGGUGAGUUAUUGAGAAACUUAGUUGGUAGUUCAUACGAUCAGACAAGGAGUAGCGAUAAUUCUGAUUCGAUUCAACGCCCUACAAGUCAGUAUCGAGAAGGUAAAGUAGUGGGAUCCAGACCCGUUUCGAUGCUGGGUAAUAUCUCAAAACCAGCAAUGCCCAUGGAGACACCUUUAAAUUUAUCAUCUGAAAACAUAUAUCCUAAUUUACCAUCGAAGCAAAGACUUCCAAGAAUCGAUAGUAGUCAAACUGUCAAUAAUAUGACUGCAGGAUUGGACGCAACCAAUGAAUUACCGAUAAUGUUGUACAAGAUUCAUAACAAGGACUAUGAUGAGUCAAAAAAUCGAUGGUCUGUGUAUGAGAAUCGCAAUAGUCAAAACACUCAAAAUGCAGCAAAAGCAGCUCGUGAGGAGGUUGCUCUCCUGACACGAUCAGGAUCUGAGUCUAAUAGUCCUGAUGCUAAUGCAGCACUUACACCUAAACCAGAGACAUCACAAGCUGGAUCAAUCAGUGGUUCUAGCGGAGUGGGUACCCGAUCAGCCACAAGAUCAUCCCACACUUCGUCAACAUCGAGCCCUUUGGAUAGACAACUUGACAAUCAGAAAGAUUUGUCAAGUGGUAUCCCACAACAACAAAGUGUGCAAAGACCUACUCAAGAAGAUCCACAGAUGCCUGGACAGCCCUUGGUUUUAUCUCAACCCAAGCGAAACUUAUUUCUCAAUGAUAGGCAACCAUCUACGAAUAUGAUGGACCCAGAGAAGCACACUAAUAACUUUACUUAUCCCCGAGAUCAAACUUAUCUUCCUCGUCAACAAAAACAAGAAGGAGAAUAUGAUUCGCCGUAUCAUUUUAUUCCCUAUAGUAUGCUUCAAUUUUCAUUACUUAUGCUUGUUGGUCUAGUUGCUCCCCCUAUCUAUUUUCUUACUACGUUGGGAUUAUUCGAUGGUAAAGAUAAUCAAAGUUCUUAUUAUGGUGGAAUGACUAGCUAUAAAGUGAAUAGUUCUAAUCGGGGAGUUUAUGUGAAAAAGUUCACAAAGCUGCAAAAAAUCAUUAGUUUUGUGAUUGGUUUGGUUUGGGUGUUGAUUGUGUUGGCCAUGAUAGGAGUUGGAUUAGGAGUUGGAUUGACCAGAGGAAGGUGA